Miniopterus natalensis is the source of this 1056-nucleotide messenger RNA. RefSeq names its product gap junction protein beta 3 (gene GJB3). Gene Ontology annotation, cellular component: connexin complex. Lineage: Eukaryota; Metazoa; Chordata; Mammalia; Chiroptera; Miniopteridae. Gene Ontology annotation, molecular function: gap junction channel activity. Gene Ontology annotation, biological process: cell-cell signaling. The record is from RefSeq and is a predicted model, not a curated record.
AUGGACUGGAAGACGCUCCAGGGCCUCCUGAGCGGGGUCAACAAGUACUCGACGGCGUUCGGGCGCAUCUGGCUGUCGGUGGUGUUCGUCUUCCGCGUGCUGGUGUACGUGGUGGCAGCCGAGCGCGUGUGGGGGGACGAGCAAAAGGACUUCGACUGCAACACCAAGCAGCCAGGCUGCACCAACGUCUGCUACGACAACUUCUUCCCCAUCUCCAACAUCCGCCUCUGGGCCCUGCAGCUCAUCUUUGUCACCUGCCCCUCGCUGCUGGUCAUCCUGCACGUGGCCUACCGCGAGGAGCGGGAGCGGCGGCACCGCCAGAAGCACGGCGACCAGUGCCCCAAGCUGUACGACGACGCGGGCAAGAAGCACGGUGGCCUGUGGUGGACCUACCUGCUGAGCCUCAUCUUCAAGCUCAUCAUCGAGUUCGUCUUCCUCUACGUGCUGCACACGCUCUGGUACGGCUUCGGCAUGCCACGCCUUGUGCAGUGCUCCAACGUGGCCCCCUGCCCCAACACCGUGGACUGCUACAUCGCCCGGCCCACCGAGAAGAAGGUCUUCACCUACUUCAUGGUGGGCGCCUCUGCCGUCUGCAUCGUGCUCACCAUCAGCGAGAUCUGCUACCUCAUCUCCCACAGGAUCCUGAAAGGCGUACGCAGGAAAAGGUCCCCUGACAGCCGCAACCCCAGGUCCUCAGCCAGCCGGGCCUCCACCUGCCGCUGCCACCAUAAGCUGGUGGAUACGGGAGAGUUUGACCAAGACUCCCACAGUGACAAGCCACGUGCUUCAGCACCCACCCUGACCCCCAUCUGACCGUGGGCUGGGGAGCGAUACCCGGUCUGCCAGUGGGGACAGGUAGGGAGGUAUCGCACCGGUGGAGGGGUCCUCCAGGGGCUGGGUGCCCCUACUUUGAAUUCAUCAAGCUAUCCAAUUUCAUUUUGGGCAGAUACUUUUUGAGUGCUGGGCACUGGGCUGAAUACUUGGGUAUAGGUCACAAUGCAGGCCCAGUGUCAGCCCUCGGGGGAGAGCGACACUGAAACAAGCAAAUUGACUGUG